Liolophura sinensis is the source of this 6025-nucleotide messenger RNA. RefSeq lists its product as uncharacterized. The coding region runs from base 1 to 4668 and encodes 1555 amino acids. The record is from RefSeq and is a predicted model, not a curated record. The transcript is spliced from 4 exons. NCBI's taxonomy places the organism in Eukaryota, Metazoa, Mollusca, Polyplacophora, Chitonida, Chitonidae. Gene Ontology annotation, molecular function: protein binding. Gene Ontology annotation, cellular component: plasma membrane.
AUGGACAGACAAACACAUUGGUUUCUGUUGGGCAUUAUUGCCUCAGCCUUUGUUACUUGCCGCGGGGAAACUUGUCAUGUUCAACCUGAAUGCAGCUGUUCAAAAACUGACGGAAGCUUUAUUAUAUGCAGUUCACUGUGCGGACCGUAUAUACCAAAGUUUGGUUCAUCCACUGUGCAGUUUGACAAGUUAAGUGUAGGCUAUAGCCGUGAAACGACAAGUAUACGUGAUGGGACAUUCGGUGAGCUGAAAGUGAAAAGACUGUACAUUACACAGACGGGUAUCGAUGAGAUCGGCUGUCAGGCUUUUGCUGGACUAGACUUGGGACUGGAAACCAUAUCCUUGCAUGAUAACUAUUUGAACAACGUACCAAACUGUAGUUUGGCCCGGUUUAAAUCUGUCACAGAUCUAAACUUGGCGCACAACCGUAUAGCUUCAAUUCCGGCUGACAGUUUUGCGAGUUUUACCCUUCUCCAAAGUUUGAGAUUGCAACUAAACAGGAUUGCAUCCAUUGAACCGGGAGCCUUUCGCGGACUUGGAAAACUGACUACUUUAUACUUGUAUAACAACGAACUGGUCUACCUCGAUGCAUCAACCUUCAUGGGAGCGGAUUCACUGACGACUUUACAACUUUCCAACAACAACAUUUCUUCUAUCCAUGUUAGGGCGUUCGAUGGUUUGGGGAAAUUGACAAAACUCGACAUAAAUGUUAACAAUCUGACACAUCUAGACAGUACUGUGUUUGACACGACGGGUGAGUUGCUGUAUUUGUACAUGGACAACAACGAUUUAACGGAGCUCGGAAACACACUCUUCUUGAAAUCAAAAAAACUACGUCACUUCUCCGCCAGGAACAACAAAAUCAAGAGCAUUUCCGAUGCGACAUUCACUGGACUAGAUAAGCUCCAGUCAUUGUAUUUAGACAACAACUGGCUUAAAGAUCUUCGCCAACAGUGGUUUACGGAUACCAUAACACUGAAUACCCUAAGACUUUCCAGAAAUAACAUUACUGAGGUCAACAAAGGAACCUUUCAAACUUUGGGGAAUCUUACAGACUUGCGUUUAGGGCAUAAUGAAAUCAGGGUAAUCGAGAAAAACGUGUUCAAAGGAUUGAGCAAAGUCAACACAAUAUUUCUGAACAACAACAGACUGAUGGAGAUCAGAAAAGAUACCUUCAUUCAUUGCCCGGAAAUUUCCAGGAUAGACUUAAGCUUCAACAUUAUCCAAGACGUGCAUCAAGGUUCCUUUCGGAAUUUGCCCCGCCUUUAUCUAAUCGACUUGAGCGGUAACCGUAUCACACAGAUUGUCACCGGAACAUUCUCCAACGUCUCAGGACUCACCACUCUAAGUCUGAACGACAAUCGUGUGUCUUCCAUAAGCGAAAGAUUGUUCGAGAAUAUGGAACCAUCUUUGCGUACUUUGGAGUUAAGAAACAAUGGGUGGUCUUCAAGCUCUUUGAUUUGGUUUGCAAAAGUAAUGGUUAACCUGACCAGAUUGAAUACCCUGGAUUUAUCCAAUAAUCCUUUAUCCACCAUUCCCACUGAUGUACUACCCACCCUAGAGAACAUAGAUACUGUGAAGAUGAGAAACUGUAGUAUUCAGUUUAUAACAAAUGAUUCUGUAAGUAUCUUUAAUUACAAAUGGGAUGUCAGGGAAAAUACAAUAAGUACAUACACAUCCAUUCAAGAUGCUUACAUUUACGGUAAUAUUAAUGUUUCGCAUAAUCUAAUUCCAGCGUUAAACGUCGACGUUUUGGACGGAUACCGGUAUGGUGGUAUUAUAGCUGACAACAACAAAAUUCAGAAUGGCUUCACGCUAACACUACUAAGGUCUUACAUAUCUAGGCUUUCGAUUUCUUUAAGGAACAAUCUGAUAGAGAAAGGUAUUCAGAUUUCUGCCUUAGAUGUAACACCUAGUAGUGUUAGGGUUAGAAUCCAAACCCUUGAUCUUUCUAACAACAAAUUUACAAAAGUAAACCUAUUUCCAGUAAAACUUUUACAUCAGUUGUCUUGGAAUCCAUGUAACUCUUCCUUUGGUAGUCAGUUGACAGUGAGAACACUGAACCUAUCUAAUAACGCCAUCUCUGUAAUAUCAGCUGCCGCUUGCCUGGGAUCCGUUUACACCCUCGACCUUCGAAACAAUCACUUGGAGGUUUUGGGUGAUUUCCUGACCUCUCCAAGCUUCAGAAUGAACAAUCUUUAUCUCUCUGGAAACAGAAUCCACCGUGUCUCUCCGAAUGCCUUUAGCGGCAUAACGAAGUAUUACUUUACACUUGAUCUGCGGGAUAACAAGCUGGUUGGUUUAGAAAAUAUCCAACCCAUUAUGGAGAAAUUCCAGUCUCUAAGACUGUCCCUAUCUGGCAACCCUUUGGUUUGUGGAUGUGAGAUUGACUGGUUAAGAAAUGAUUCAAUCCGACAAAAAGUGGACUCCGUUCGCUGCCAAACUCCAAGAAGUGCAUUCAGGUAUCUAGCCUGGUGUUUUCCUCUUACUGGUUGCCAGGGCACGCUGCCGAUGAGUUUCACAGAGGCAACCAGGAAGAUAUGUGAAAUGGAUUCAAACCUAGAACUUUCAAAUUUGUCAGUUACUGCAUCCAAAGGCGUUACUAACGUAACAUGGACGAAAAUUGGACCUGGAGUGAUUACUGGCUUCAGACUGGAAUUCCAUCCCGUUGAUGAAGUGGAAUCACGAUUUUCUUUUCUUGUCCACCAAGAUGUAAACUACGCUAUUCUCACUAAUCUCGUGGAGGGUAAGACAAACAACAUUUGCGUGACUGCUGAGCUGGCUUCUCAGUCUGGAGGCUCCGUCGUGUGCAUUCAGACGUCCUUGUCACUGGUCGAGGCAUUCUCUGCUGGUCUUCCGCUUGUGGCUGGUCUGGGGUCAGCUCUGGGUGUUUGUGUCAUCAUUGCCCUGCUUACCAUAAUCUGUCUGGCGUACAGGCAAAGUAAGCCCAACUUUUUCCAGCGAAAUAGAGGUCCUGUGCCCACACCCCCUGCUAUAUCUAUAAUAAACGGUCAAAAUCUGAACACAUACACCCCAAACCCGGGAUAUGAUGAAAGGGAGAGCGAUGACAACUUCUAUGAAGAUGUGAAACAUGAAGAAUAUGAAAACACAGUGCAAGCUUGGUAUCAAGAUGAUGGAAAUUGUCUAGGCUAUGUGCAGACUGACGUUCAUAGCACGUCAGCAGGGCGUUUCCCAUCGAGGAGCAUUCCACCAAAGCGGUCCCUUGUAAAUCAGUUGACAGUGAGAACACUGAACCUGUCUAAUAACGCCAUCUCUGUAAUAUCAGCUGCCGCUUGCCUGGGGUCCGUUUACACCCUCGACCUUCGGAAUAAUCGCUUGGAGGUUUUGGGUGAUUUCCUGACCUCUAUCAAAUCUCCAGGCCCCAGAAUAAACAGUCUUUAUCUCUCUGGAAACAGACUCCACCGUGUCUCUCCGAAUGCCUUUGACGGCAUAACGAAGUAUUACUUUACACUUGAUCUGCGGGAUAACAAGCUGGUUAGUUUAGAAAAUAUCCAACCCAUUAUCGAGAAAUUCCAGUCUCUAAGACUGUCCCUAUCUGGUAACCCAUUGGCUUGUGGGUGUGAGAUUGACUGGUUAAGAAAUGAUUCAAUACGACAAAAAGUGGACUCAGUUCGCUGCCAAACUCCAAGAAGUGCCUUCAGGUAUCUAGCCUGGUGUUUUCCUCUUACUGGUUGCCAGGACACGAUGCCAAUGCGUUUCACAGCGGCAACCAGGAAGAUAUGUGAAAUGGAUUCAAACCUAGAACUUUCAAAUUUGUCAGUUACUGCAUCCAAGGGCGUUACUAACGUAACAUGGACGAAAAUUGGACCUGGAGUGAUUACUGGCUUCAGACUGGAAUUACAUUCCGUUGAUGAAGUGGAAUCACGAAAUUCUUUCCUUGUCCACCAAGAUGUAAACUACGCUACUCUCACUAAUCUCGUGGAGUGUAAGACAUACAACAUUUGCGUAACCGCUGAGCUGGCUUCUCAGUCUGGAGGCUCCACCGUGUGCAUGCAGACGUCCCUGUCAGUGUUCGAGGACACGAUGCCAAUGCGUUUCACAGCGGCAACCAGGAAGAUAUGUGAAAUAGAUUCAAACCUAGAACUUUCAAAUUUGUCAGUUACUGCAUCCAAGGGCGUUACUAACGUAACAUGGACGAAAAGUGGACCUGGAGUGAUAACUGGCUUCAGACUGGAAUUCCAUCCCGUUGAUGAAGAGGAAUCACGAAAUUCUUUCCUUGUCCACCAAGAUGUAAACUACGCUAUUCUCACUAAUCUCGUGGAGGGUAAAACAUACAACAUUUGCGUGACCGCUGAGCUGGCUUCUCCUUCUGGAGGCUCCGUCGUGUGUCUUCAAACGUCCUUGUCACUGGUCGAGGCAUUCUCUGCUGGUCUUCCGCUUGUGGCUGGUCUGGGGUCAGCUCUGGGUAUUUGUGUCAUCAUUGCCCUGCUUACCAUCAUCUGCCUGACGUGCAGGCAAAGUAAGCCCAACAUUUUCCAGCAAAAUAGAGGUCCUUUGUCCACACCCCCGGCUAUAUCUGAAAUAAACGGUCAAAAUCUGAACGCAUACACCCCAAACCCGGGAUAUGGUGAAAGGGAGAGCGAUGGCAACUUGUAUGAAGAUGUGAAACAUGAAGAAUAUGAGAACACAGGCUUCAACGCACAAUGACCACACCUAACAACUACUGACAAGAACUGAGCAUCUACCUAGCGGUUUCAGACGCCGUCAGUAUACUAUUGCUUUUGUAGAUUGGACAGGGCAUUCAAGAUCAAUGGUCGAUGUUCAGAGGUUAUAUUGUCUCUCUGACAAGGAGGUAAUUUGCAUAUGUUGUCUUCCAGGGGGAUCAUAUCAGGUAAAACGUUCACUACAACAUUUCGCACAGCCAGGAAAUUAAUCGAAGAUAUAUUCCCCAAAGGCAAGACUCUACUAAUUUGUACACCCUAUGCAUUAUCACUAUUUCCAGUUUUUAUUCGUUUUUUCUCAUGACAUCCAUGCUUCCUGACCUACUUAGUUUAACCUGGAGUUGUCUCAAAGUAGCACACCUCCGUGAAAGAAAACAGUACUCAAUAAACAUUUGGAUUUCCUUGAAACUUUAGAAGUAACGCAACUUCCCGAAUAACAAAGACAGAGACAUUUACUGUACGAUCAGGAUUUUCUCAGACUUCAUAACGCCACUUUGUUAUUUAUUUAUUUCAUUUGAUUGGUGUUUAACGAGCAAAGAACGGGGGAAACCCCAACCAUCCGCAGGUUGCUGAAACACCUUCCCACUUACGGCCAGAAGGGAAGCCAGCAUGAGCAGCUCUCCAACUCACAGCGACCGCACUGGUGAGAGGCUUCUGGAUCAUUGCUCUAACCCCCUGGGUCAUGGAGGCCCCCAUGGAGGCUUCGUGAUGACAAAGGAAGGCAAACUAUAUUUAUUAAUACUACUACAAUAUAGCAUGGGCUUGUAAAUAAGGAAUUUAGAAUAUUCUCACUCUUCCCUUAGGAGAUAGACUCCUAAUUAAAAAUCUACAAGCCUAUUAUAUAUGCAGUUUAAGAUGAUUAUUAUAAAAAAGAGUAUGUAAUUAAUGUACUUUUUGUAUUUCUACAGUUUUAUUCAUACCAGAUAGAUAUGUGUAUAAGCGUGUAUACAUACAUAAAUAUAUAGAUAUAUCUUUUAUUUUCUGGAUAUAGUGUAACUCUAUAGCUUCAAUGAAUUCCUCAGUGGUAAAAUGAAUUUCCUUUCACGUGAUUUAAGAUUUAAGAAAUCUUUCAAGAUUUCCAAGCUCUAUAAAACCAUCCGAAGAUAUUUCUCUAUCACAUUACUAUCACAAUACGUGUUACAAAGACCAUAUUGCGGCGACAAUGUCUGAUCAUAAAGCAAUAGAUGACAUUAAGGACAAUUGUCAUUUAAAUCAAGGUAUUUUAAUUAAAAUAUUGUAUUACCACCCCAUGGAAUUAUAUUAAAGCUAUAUAUGACUGUAUAGAUACAUUUACAUACAUGUAGAUACAUUUAAGUCAAUAAAAUAAUCGGUCAACUUUUAUC